Scaptodrosophila lebanonensis is the source of this 1294-nucleotide messenger RNA. RefSeq lists its product as uncharacterized. The record is from RefSeq and is a predicted model, not a curated record. Bases 143 to 1114 code for a protein of 323 amino acids. The transcript is spliced from 2 exons. Lineage: Eukaryota; Metazoa; Arthropoda; Insecta; Diptera; Drosophilidae.
GUACAAGGGCCGCACACAUGUGAGCAGAAGCAAGAAGGUAGUAGGUAGAAUAUCGCACAAUAAAGCACUAUAAGAAGGACCCGGCAGUAAAAGAGGCAAUCAGUACUGAAGCAACUGUUGAGAGUGAAACGUAAAGCACAUCAUGAUGCAUUUCAAGAUGACAAAAACGAUGGGGGAUGGAAAAGUAAAUAUAAAGAAAGUCGGGUUUCGUCGCAAAUGGACGGCCGACGAAGUUCAAAGAAUAUUGAGCUUCCUGCGUGAGAACGAGUUCGAGCAACCCAACGGCACAGUAUUCUAUAAGAAGCUGACGAGGGACCACAAGUUUCCUGUCGACUGGAAACUAGUGCGUUGUAAAGUGCGCAAUUUGCGAAUUUCGUAUUUGAAGGCGAGAUCAGUGUUAGCUGCUCAAGGACACACAACGCCCGACAGAAAUCUUCCGAGUAUUACAUUUAGAGUCUGUCCCUACUACAGAGAAUUGCAUGAAAUUCUAAAAAACGCAGCACCGCCAACUCCAAGAACAAGCCUAACAAAAGGCACAGACGAUCCAAUCGAACCCAACAAACUAAAGGCUAGCGCAUUGAAUCAAGUGGGGACGGCAAAUGCUUUAGUCAAACCUGCAACGGCAGAUGAGUCGUGGGAGGACGAACUUAUUGACGUGGGCAGUGCCUCCUUUGAUACAGAUUCCAUGCAAUUGGAAGAGAAUGACGAAAAUAUGAAUCAAACCAACACAAUGAACACAUCAACCGUUCCAAUGCCUAAAGUGUUCAUCAAACAAGAGAGGAAUCGUUCCCUGUCGCCAUCUCCGACCCCAAACAUUACAGGCGUUUUCAGCGCAACCGAUACGAACUUUUCACAAAUGAAUGGAGCUGCCAAGUCCACAAACUCCGAUUGCCCACCACCGAAGAGACUCUGUGUAAGAUCCAGCAAAGACGAGGAGCGUGAGGAAUUCCUGUUUCAACGAGAGAUCAAAAUCAAAGAGCUCCGACUACACGAAAAAGAGCUGGACAUCAAAAAAUUUGAGUUGGACUCCCGUGAGCGUAUGCUGCGCAUGAAAUUGGAAAUGAAAGAGCGGAUAGCUUUGAAAAAGCUCGAGCUUAAAUAUGGCCGCAAAUAAUUCAGUAUAACGACAAAUCAUUUCAACUUUCAUAGAAAAUUGUUUAGCAUUACAGAUAAUAUACGUAGAAGUUAAGCGUUCUUUCUUCAACUUUGUCCCAAACAGAGAAGAUUAAGGUUAAUCUAGUACCUAAAACGAAUGAAAUAAAAACCCAAAUAUCCGAAUAUCAGAAAAUAUAAA